UGAAAUCCCUAAAUCUCUCACUCUCUCCGUGGUGCCGUCUUCAGCUUCCAUGGCUCUACACCAUUUAUUACAAUUCUAACUGAAUCUACCUGUUCCCUUCAAUCCUUAUAACACACUACACACAUGAUUUCUCUUUAACCGCAAAAGUUGUUGCUCAACAUUUAACACAACCUAUUCAAUUCAAACAUAAACCUAUCCACUUUCUAUCUCUCUUCUUCACCGAUAGCUAAUGGAUUACACACAUUUCUUCCUACUAGCAACAACCACUUUAGGUUUCAUCUCCAUCUCCAAAUCUCUCUUCAAUUUUCUCGUCUGGAUAUACGCCACCUUAAUCCGACCAACAAAGCAUCUCAAAGACUACGGUUCAUGGGCUAUUAUCACCGGCUCAACCGACGGAAUCGGCAAAUCCAUGGCUCUCGAGCUCGCAGCCAACGGACUCAACCUUCUCUUACUCGGUCGAAACCCUCUUAAGCUCGAAGCAACGUCAAAAGAGAUAGUAGACAAACAUUUCACCAACGUUCAGGUAAAAUAUCUUGUUGUAGACCUGCAGAACAAUAGCGGUGACGAAAUAAUGAAGAAAAUUGAAGAAGCUAUUGCUGAUUUAGAUGUUGGAAUUCUAGUUAAUGCCGCCGGCGUGGCCUAUCCUUAUGCUAGAUAUUUUCAUGAAGUUGAUUUAGAUUUGAUGGAUACUAUUAUUAAAGUCAAUAUAGAAGGAACAACUUGGGUUACAAAAGCUGUGAUUCCUAGUAUGAUUAAGAAGAAAAAAGGAGCUAUAAUUAACAUCGGUUCUGGUUCCACUGUUGUUCUUCCUUCUUAUCCUCUUGUCACACUUUAUGCAGCUUCAAAAUCGUAUCUUGCCAUGUUCUCUGCAUGCACCAAUUUGGAAUACAAACACCAAGGUAUUGACAUCCAGUGUCAGGUUCCGUUGUUUGUGUCGACGAAAAUGACAAGGAUGAAGGCUUCUCUGUUUGUUCCAACACCAGAUGUAUAUAGCAAAACAUGUAUGAAAUGGAUUGGUUAUGAGAAACUGGCUGUACCUUACUUUUUUCACUCUUUGCAGUCGUUUGUCAUAAGGGCGAUUCCUGAUGUGUUGUUGGAUUCGUAUAUGCUCAAUUAUUUUCUUUACUGGCGUAAAAGAGGACUAGUUAAGGACUCGCAAAUUAAAGGAACUAGUAAUUCUGAAGCAAAUUAGCAUUGAUGAUGAUGAUGAUGCCAAAUUUAGUUUUAUGUUUCUGCUAAAUCAACAUCACUGUAAAAGAUAAGAGUCAUUAGGAUGGUCCCAGUUCGUAGUAUCCUUUUUUGUAUUUUCUUGAUCAUUUGCUUAAAACUAUUAUUGCUGUUUUCUUAAUGUAGCUCUAAUUUGUUUUGUUA
Molecule: messenger RNA, 1371 nt
Organism: Lathyrus oleraceus (garden pea)
Lineage: Eukaryota; Viridiplantae; Streptophyta; Magnoliopsida; Fabales; Fabaceae
Product: very-long-chain 3-oxoacyl-CoA reductase 1
Exons: 2
Coding region: 230-1192 (320 amino acids)
Cellular component (GO): endoplasmic reticulum
Molecular function (GO): ketoreductase activity
Source: RefSeq, a predicted model, not a curated record